Messenger RNA from Canis lupus familiaris (dog), 3886 nucleotides. RefSeq names its product N-ethylmaleimide sensitive factor, vesicle fusing ATPase (gene NSF). The record is from RefSeq and is a predicted model, not a curated record. Gene Ontology annotation, cellular component: Golgi stack. Gene Ontology annotation, biological process: intra-Golgi vesicle-mediated transport; SNARE complex disassembly; Golgi to plasma membrane protein transport. The transcript has 21 exons. Lineage: Eukaryota; Metazoa; Chordata; Mammalia; Carnivora; Canidae. The coding region runs from base 98 to 2356 and encodes 752 amino acids. Gene Ontology annotation, molecular function: ATP binding; ATP hydrolysis activity.
CCUGCGCGAGGGCGGGCGACGGGCGCGCGCGCGCGCGGCGGGGGCGGGCUCUCCUGAGCGCCCAGCUGUAGCCGCCAAGCCGGACGUGUCCGCGAAGAUGGCGGGCCGGACUAUGCAAGCUGCAAGAUGUCCUACAGAUGAAUUAUCUUUAACCAACUGUGCAGUUGUGAAUGAAAAGGAUUUCCAGCCUGGCCAGCAUGUGAUUGUAAGGACCUCUCCCAACCACAGGUACACAUUUACAUUGAGGACCCAUCCAUCGGUGGUUCCAGGGAGCAUUGCAUUCAGCUUACCUCAGCGAAAAUGGGCUGGACUUUCUAUUGGGCAAGAAAUAGAAGUAUCCUUGUAUACAUUUGACAAGGCCAAACAAUGCAUUGGCACAAUGACCAUCGAGAUUGAUUUCCUGCAGAAAAAAAGCAUUGACUCCAACCCUUACGAUACUGACAAGAUGGCAGCAGAAUUCAUUCAGCAGUUCAACAACCAGGCAUUCUCAGUGGGACAGCAGCUUGUGUUUAGCUUCAAUGAAAAACUUUUUGGCUUGCUGGUAAAGGACAUCGAAGCCAUGGAUCCUAGCAUCCUGAAGGGAGAGCCUGCGACAGGUAAAAGACAGAAGAUUGAAGUAGGACUGGUUGUUGGGAACAGUCAGGUUGCAUUUGAAAAAGCAGAAAAUUCAUCACUCAAUCUUAUUGGCAAAGCUAAAACCAAGGAAAAUCGCCAGUCUAUCAUCAAUCCUGACUGGAACUUUGAAAAAAUGGGAAUAGGAGGUCUGGACAAAGAAUUUUCAGAUAUUUUUCGACGAGCAUUUGCUUCUCGAGUAUUUCCUCCAGAGAUUGUGGAGCAGAUGGGUUGCAAACAUGUUAAAGGCAUCCUGUUGUACGGGCCUCCAGGUUGUGGUAAGACUCUCUUGGCUCGACAGAUUGGCAAGAUGUUGAAUGCAAGGGAGCCCAAAGUGGUCAAUGGGCCAGAAAUCCUUAACAAAUAUGUGGGAGAAUCAGAGGCUAACAUUCGUAAACUCUUUGCUGAUGCUGAAGAGGAGCAAAGGAGGCUUGGUGCUAACAGUGGUUUGCACAUAAUCAUCUUUGAUGAAAUUGAUGCUAUCUGCAAGCAGAGAGGGAGCAUGGCUGGUAGCACAGGAGUUCAUGACACUGUCGUCAACCAGUUGCUGUCCAAAAUUGAUGGGGUAGAGCAACUGAACAACAUCUUAGUCAUUGGAAUGACCAAUAGACCAGAUCUGAUAGAUGAGGCUCUCCUUCGACCUGGAAGACUGGAAGUUAAAAUGGAGAUAGGCUUACCAGAUGAGAAAGGUCGAUUACAGAUCCUUCAUAUCCACACAGCACGGAUGAGAGGGCAUCAGUUACUCUCUGCUGACGUAGACAUUAAAGAACUGGCUGUAGAGACCAAGAAUUUCAGUGGUGCUGAACUGGAAGGUCUGGUGCGGGCGGCACAGUCCACUGCUAUGAACCGACACAUUAAGGCCAGUACUAAGGUGGAAGUGGACAUGGAGAAAGCAGAGAGCCUGCAGGUGACAAGAGGAGACUUCCUUGCUUCUUUGGAGAAUGAUAUCAAACCAGCAUUUGGCACAAACCAAGAGGAUUAUGCAAGUUACAUUAUGAAUGGUAUUAUCAAAUGGGGUGAUCCAGUUACUCGAGUUCUGGAAGAUGGGGAGCUGCUGGUUCAACAGACUAAAAAUAGUGACCGUACACCACUGGUUAGCGUCCUUUUGGAAGGCCCUCCUCAUAGUGGGAAGACUGCUUUAGCAGCAAAGAUUGCAGAGGAAUCCAACUUCCCCUUCAUCAAGAUCUGUUCUCCUGAUAAGAUGAUUGGCUUUUCUGAGACAGCCAAGUGUCAGGCCAUGAAGAAGAUCUUUGAUGAUGCGUACAAAUCCCAGCUUAGUUGUGUGGUUGUGGAUGACAUUGAGAGACUGCUUGAUUAUGUACCUAUUGGCCCUCGAUUUUCUAAUCUGGUAUUACAGGCUCUUCUCGUGUUACUCAAAAAGGCACCUCCUCAGGGCCGAAAGCUUCUUAUCAUUGGGACCACUAGCCGUAAAGAUGUCCUUCAGGAGAUGGAGAUGCUGAACGCCUUCAGCACCACCAUCCAUGUGCCCAACAUUGCCACAGGAGAGCAGCUGUUGGAGGCUCUGGAGCUUUUGGGCAACUUCAAAGAUAAGGAACGUACCACAAUUUCACAGCAAGUCAAAGGAAAGAAGGUCUGGAUAGGAAUUAAGAAGUUACUAAUGCUAAUUGAGAUGUCACUACAGAUGGAUCCUGAAUACCGUGUAAGAAAAUUCUUGGCCCUCUUAAGAGAAGAAGGAGCUAGCCCCCUGGACUUUGAAAAUGGACUCUUUGCACACACACAGUGACCAAGGGAAGUGACCAAGGUGAAGAUGGCCUGGGAUCUUCACUCAGCUUACUCAAGAUCCUGGACAAAGUGAAAUGUUCCUUACCUUCAACAUGUGCUCAUUCUGCAUGAUUAGUGCAAUAAAACUCCCUUCCUUGUGCUUACUCAGAUAUUCUGCUGUUUUGUGGAAGGUACAAAUUUGCUCUAGAAUGCUAUGCUUACCUCUCUGUGCAAUCUAAUUCCUUCUUUCUCAGUCUUUAAGUGUGGGAGAUAUGCUGCACUAGUGAACACUACACAUUUUAAGCUCCCUACCACCAUCACCACCCAAAAACUACCAAUAAAUUGUAAUGAUAUUGCAAGACAAUAUUCGGCCUGUUAGAAGUAAGACUUUCUAGAUAUAAAUGGAACAGUGACUAGAGGUAUGGAUUCGUCUUACAACUCGCCUGUGUGAACACUAAAUGUGCUUGGGUAUUUUGUUAAAGGUUCUCCCAAAAAACUGGUUGUUAUCUUUGCCUGAAGAAACAGGACUCUGAAUUUCCAAGACCCUGUUCUCAUUUUCAGAGAGGUUUCCAAGUUGCAGUCAGGAGGUCUUUCUUAAUAGGAAGUCUGAUCAUUACUGUGUUGGCUGUUGCUUAUGAUUUGGGAAAGACCUAUAUGGAGAAAGCAUACACCCCUAAACAGAAAGAAGUCAUUAAGUAAAGUCAUUUAUAAACCUAACAGCACUUAGUGUCUAAUUCUAAAUGGGAAAUAACUUUAUAAUAAAAGCUUAUUAUUAGUUUCACCAUUUUCCUUCUUCCUCAGCUUAAUGACUUAGAAUUUAUUCUUCCUUUAUUUCAAACCCUCUGUGCUAUCUAGCACCAAAAUAAAACACUAUUCUCCAGAAGAAACAGCUUUUUGACCCUCACCCUGAGUCUUUUAAAAUCCAUUCCAGUACAUUUAACACACUUCCUUUCCCCUCUACACCUUUCUUCCAAAGGGAAGGAGAACCAGUGAUGUUUGUUUUCUAUCUGAGUCAGGAAGAACGAAUCAGGUCAUCAUAUCUGUGAUGAGACUUACGGAGCACACCACUCUCUCCUGACUCCAGCUUCAGGUGCAGGGACAAGCAGUCAGCAACCACCUGAUGGUGCUUCACGUCAUUCGUGAGGUUUGUGGCCACAGUGGCACUUGGGUGUAGCUCUGUCAUUUGUCCUAUAUGGUAGACGGCAGAUUACCUCCAGAUCCUGCCAUCUGUAUAUUUUUGGUUGACUUCCAUGUCAUCUCUACUUCGUUUUGGGCUUUCAUCCCUAGCUUAUUUUGUGGCUUUUUAAAAAGUUGAUUUUUUUGUAUUGUGUAAUUCUGUGAUCCCUGAUGGCCAGUACCCCGGGUCCCCUGACCUGCCAUGCAACUUGCCUCUUUUCUCCUCCCAGAAAGCAACACACACUGUAUUAACUUAUGGCUCUCAUUAAAUGAGGUUCAUGUCUUUGUGUUUUGUCCAAAACUAUAUUGGAAAAUAUAAAUAUAUUGUUUCAUGCAAAUGAAGGAAUGCAAUAAAGAGUAUCUACACUUGAAAAUA